Molecule: messenger RNA, 912 nt
Organism: Naegleria gruberi
Lineage: Eukaryota; Heterolobosea; Eutetramitea; Acrasida; Naegleriidae
Exons: 8
Coding region: 1-912 (303 amino acids)
Cellular component (GO): lysosome
Molecular function (GO): cysteine-type endopeptidase activity
Source: RefSeq, a predicted model, not a curated record
AUGAAUAGAAUUUGCGCUGUUGCUUUCCUCAUCGCAGCCUUGUGUUUGGUUUCUGUGGCUUUUGCCUCUACUGAACAAAAGAGUUUCCAUCAGAGAAAUCCAUGUUAUAGAAAGGAUAAACGUUAUGAUGGUUCCGAUCCACGUUAUGUCAAGUCUGUUAUCAAAACUCCUAGACCACACGAUAUUUAUGCUCCACAAGAUCUUCCAUCUUCUUGGGAUUGGAGAAAUGUUAGUGGUGUUAACUAUUUGUCUGUUACUAGAAAUCAACACAUUCCAACAUAUUGUGGAAGUUGUUGGGCUCACGGAAGUACUUCUGCUUUGGCUGAUAGAAUUAACAUUGCCAGAAAGGGACAAGCUCCACGUGCUCUCCUCUCUGUUCAACACGUUAUUGCUUGUGGUGAUGCUGGAAGUUGUGAAGGUGGUGAUGAUGUUCCUGUCUAUCAAUAUGCUCAUGAUUAUGGUAUUCCUGAUGAAUCUUGUAACAAUUAUAAGGCUCAAGAUCAAGACUGUACUGCUUUUGCUAAAUGUGGUACUUGUAAUUCCACUGGAUGUUCUCCAAUCACAAACUUCAAGAGAUGGAAGGUUGGAGAAUAUGGUAGCAUUGAUGGUGAACAUCAAAUGAUGUCUGAAAUUUUUGCUCGUGGUCCAAUUUCUUGUGGUAUUGAUGCUACUAACAAGUUGGAAGCCUACACUGGAGGUAUCUUUGAAGAAUUUGAAAUCUUCCCAAUGAUUAAUCACAUCAUUUCAGUUGUUGGUUGGGGAGAAGAAAAUGGAAAGAAGUAUUGGAUUGUUAGAAACAGUUGGGGCGAACCAUAUGGAGAACAAGGAUUCUUCAGAAUUAUUAGAGGUACCACAAGAUUCUACAAUUUGGCAAUUGAAACACAAUGUGCUUUUGCUGUACCAAUUGUUUAA